AUGCCGCCGGCCGAUUGGUACACUUCCCCCGAGAUCGCCGCCCUCGAAAAAAAGACCACCUGGGCGGCCAAUUGGCUGCAUGUAGCGAGAUCGGGCCAGCUGGAUCGCGGGGGGUCGUGCGUGACGGGAUGCGCUGCGGGGGCGCCAUUCGCGGUGGCGCGGCUGGAGGGUGGAGGCCUGAGGGCGUACCACAACGUGUGCCGGCACAGGGCCGCGCGACUGGUCACGGAGAGCUCGGGGACCGUGCAGCAGGGCGAGGCCGGUGCAAUCUUCAGGUGCCCCUACCAUGCAUGGGAGUACCGAGUGGAGGACGGGCGGCUGGUGAAGGCGCCGCGGAUGGGUGGCGUAGAGGGCUUCAGGGCGCGCAAUUACGGUCUCAAGGGGAUGGAGGUGCUGGAGUGGGGGCCACUGGUCUUCAUACGGCUGGCUGGGAACCCUGCUGCCAGUGCAGACAGCAAGUCACUUCACCCCCCUUGCUGGUCCGCCCUUAAGGCACAGCUGGACUCAAUGGGCAGAUUCUCCUCUGGCCUGACUCAUGUGCGCCAGGUAACCUAUGACAUGGCCUGCAACUGGAAGGUCUUCGUUGAUAACUACCUGGAUGGCGGCUACCACGUCCCGGUGCUGCAUGCAGGGCUCAGCAGACAGCUGGACCUGGACUCUUAUCGGACCAUCAUACGCGGCCGAACGUCGGUUCAGACGUGCUCUUCCGGGGGGAAUGUCCCAGGCACGGAAGGCUCGGCGGCUGGCGGUGACUUGGAGGGCCGCCUUGGGUCGGGCGCUGCGUACGCCUUCCUGCACCCUAACCUCAUGAUCAACCGCUACGGCCCGUGGUUGGACACCAACACCGUGGUCCCGCUGAGCCACGCCACCUGCCGCGUCACCUUCGAUUACUACGUCGAGGAGCAGGGGCUGGAGGCGGUGGCGGCGGCCGCGGGAUGGGGGGCGGACGUGGAGGGCUGGGUGGAGGAGGGCCUGGCGACAAGCGCCCGGGUGCAGGAGGAGGACGUGGGAAUAUGCGAGGACGUGCAACGUGGCCUGGAGAGCGGCAGCUACGUGCCAGGUCGGUAUGCGCCGCGUGUGGAGCACGCCGACCACCAUUUCCACUGCAUGCUGGCAGAGGAGCUGGAGAGUGGGCUCACGACGCUGUGA
Molecule: messenger RNA, 1149 nt
Organism: Ostreobium quekettii
Lineage: Eukaryota; Viridiplantae; Chlorophyta; Ulvophyceae; Bryopsidales; Ostreobiaceae
Source: the annotation of a GenBank genome assembly